AAACCCCCGUCGCCUAUUGUUAGCGGCAUCGGCAUCGAGAGGAAGUCGGCACUGCGUCGACAUACGCCAUAGGAGGAAGGCAACUUCAGCGCAAACAGACCCUGGAGCGAGACAUCGCCACUAUGGACGAGAAGUCGAGGAAACCCGAGGACACGCCCUUUAAGCAGCAGAAGCUCAAGGCCUGGCAGCCGAUCCUCACGCCCAACUGGGUCAUCGGCACCUUCGCCGUCGUAGGCCUCAUCUUCAUCCCCAUCGGCAUUGUGCUGCAUACCGAGUCGGACAAUGUGGUAGAAUACUCGAUUCAGUAUGACGGAGAGGACCUGACGUCGUCGUCCAACAUCGUGGAUCAAGGCAGCGGCUGCUAUCUGAGUGACGAGAGCGAGGGCGAUUCGUUUGACGUGGAGGAACAUGGCUGUAGGAUCACGUUUAAGAUUGAGAAGGAGAUGAAGGCGCCCGUGUACUUGUACUAUCAGCUCGACAACUUCUACCAGAACCACCGUCGUUACGUGCAGAGUCGCAGUGACGCACAGCUUCGUGGAGAUGCCACAGCUAGUACAAGCGAUUGCUCACCGCUUUCUACGACCGGUACAGGUGUGUCCAAGUACAACUCGACAGCGGAGACAGCGAUCGGUAACAAUGAGACCGACUACACAUUGAUGCCGUGCGGUCUGAUUGCCAACAGUCUGUUUAACGACAUUUUCUGGGUCAACAAGCUCGUGAACAACGGUAGAACGUACUACCAGAACGACACGUACGAGGGCAAGACACUGGUGAACCUUGUGGAUCAGACCGGUAUCGCCUGGAAGUCGGAUGUGGAGACCAAAUUCAAGAACAUCGACCUGGAUGAUCUUUCGGACGCUGAUGACACGAUGCUACUCUGGCAGAACCCGCGUUACCGCUACAUUAUCCCCAUGCAUGAGGGCCAGGAGCCUAUUACCAACAAGACAGCAUGGACGACGAAUGCCCCUGCUUACGGUGUACAGGACGAGCACUUUAUUGUGUGGAUGCGUACGGCUGGUCUGCCGAGCUUCCGUAAACUUUACGGUCGCAUUGACACCGAUCUGGCGGAGGGUACGGAGCUCGAGUUCCUCGUCUCCAGCAACUUUGUGGUAAGCACGUUCGAAGGAAAGAAAUCCAUCGUGAUCUCGACGACGUCAUGGUUUGGUGGCCGGAACCCGUUCCUCGGCAUCGCGUACAUCAUCGUGGGUGCGCUCUGCAUGGUGCUGGCCAUCCUAUUCUUCGCCAAGCACAAGCUGAGUCCACGUAAGCUGGGCGACACGCGAUACCUGGUGUGGAAGAACAACCAUUAAAUGCUCGCAAGUCGCUAUGAACUGCUAGAAAAGAUCGGGAACGGGGCCUUUGGAGAAGUGCAUCGCGCUAGAGACUUGGCCUCAGGCGAGAUUCGAGCCAUCAAGCGGCUGCGAGUGAAAGACGACGGUCAGCUUUCUGUCGUACCGGCUGCGCAGUUCCAGGAGAUCGAAACGAUGCGCCAGCUUCAGCAUCCCAAUAUCAUCAAGCUGCUGGACGUAGUGCCUGAUGGCAGCUACAUUGCUCUAGUGCUCGAGUAUAUGCCUACCGACCUCCUCAGUAUCGUGCGAAGUCGGGAAGAACCACUGCGUCCAGCUGACGUCCGUGGGCUUCUGCGGAUGUUGCUGCAUGGUGUCGCUUGUUGUCACGAGCACAAUAUAUUGCACCGAGAUCUAAAGCCAGGGAACUUGCUGCUAAGUGCUGAUGGAGUGCUUAAACUUAGUGACUUCGGUCUCGCCACGGUAUUCGUGGGACAGCGAGGACGCUCGUAUUCUCAUCAAGUAGCCACACGUUGGUAUCGUGCGCCAGAGUUGCUAUUCGGCUCACGACAUUAUGAUACAGCGGUGGAUAUGUGGUCUGUGGGCACAGUAUUCGCCGAGCUACUACGCCCCACCCCGUUAUUUGCAGGACAGAACGACCUCGACCAGAUCUUCCGAGUUAUCCAGGUGCUAGGUGACAUCGAGAAGCAGUGGCCAGAAGUACGCGAGCUUCCAGACUUCGACAAAGUGUCGUUUCCAGCAUACGAGCCUCUGCCUCUCUGUAAACUCUUCCCUGAUGCUGAAGCUUCAGCAGUGGAUAUAUUGUCCAAACUGCUCGACCUUGAUCCGAGUAAAAGACUGUCAGCACGGAAGGUAUCAAGAGCCGAAGAUUUUUACAAGAUGCUUCUUUCUAACACGACGUGUUAUCUUACAGGCCCUUAAACACGAUUUCUUCUUCGAAGGACCUGUUUCCUUAAGCUUUUCACCUGCAGACAAACCGGAUAUGCAACAAGAUACCGAAGAGUGCGACGAUUUCCUUGCUUCGCUGGGCAAACCUCUGCGUUUCACAUGA
Molecule: messenger RNA, 2358 nt
Organism: Phytophthora infestans T30-4
Lineage: Eukaryota; Oomycota; Peronosporomycetes; Peronosporales; Peronosporaceae
Product: cell cycle-related kinase, putative
Exons: 6
Coding region: 1311-2228 (305 amino acids)
Biological process (GO): protein phosphorylation
Cellular component (GO): nucleus
Molecular function (GO): ATP binding; cyclin-dependent protein serine/threonine kinase activity
Source: RefSeq, a predicted model, not a curated record